AGGAGGCAGCCACCAACCAAGCAAGAGCAAAGGACCCAAAAUAUCCAUCCAGUCCGUCCAGGUCGUCAGGUCGGCCAUGGCCAUGGACCCCGCCGACCGCAUCCUGGCUGAUCCCCUCCUCCUCCCCCUCUCCCUCCCAGCGGCGGCCAAGCAGGUUCUCGCCGGCGUCACCGACUACCGCGGCCGACCCGUGACCCGCGGGACCUCGGGGGGAUGGCGAUCCGCGCUCUUCGUAGUGGCCGUGGAGAUCGCCGGCAGCUUCGCCUACUUCGGCAUCUCCGCCAACCUCAUCACCUACCUGACGGGGCCCCUGGGCCAGUCCAACGCCUCCGCCGCCGCCGCCGUCAACGCCUGGUCGGGGACGGCAAGCCUCAUGCCCCUGCUCGGCGCAUUCCUCGCAGACGCAUACCUGGGACGGUACAGAUCAAUCAUCCUCGCAUGCUCACUCUACGUCCUGGGGUAUGGCAUGCUGACUCUGUCCUCCACGGUGCCUGCGCUGCGCCCCUCGCACUUGCGGCCCAGCAGCAGCCAACCACCUCAGCUGCAGCUGCAGGUGGCCUUCUUCUACGUCUCCCUCUACCUCAUCGCCCUCGCCCAGGGCGCCGACAAGCCCUGCGGCCUCGCCUUCGCCGCCGACCAGUUCGACGCCAACCACCCCGUCGAGCGCGCCUCCCGGGCAUCCCUCUUCAACUGGUGGUUCUUCUGCAUGGCCAUCGGCAUCUCCGUCGCCGUCUCCGUGGUCGGAUACAUCCAGGACUACGUUGGAUGGGGCGUCGGCUUCGGAGUCCCCUGCGCCAUCGUGCUCGGCGCUUUCACCGUCUUCCUGCUGGGCACCCCCACCUACCGCCUCUACCAACACAACAGCAAGCCCCAGCAGCAGCAGCAAGACAAGGCCAAGGCCAAGGCGGCGGCCAGCAGCGCGCUCCGCCGGCUUCUCCCCAUCUGGGCCACCAGCCUCGCCUACGGCGUCGUGUACGCGCAGAUCAUGACCCUCUUCAACAAGCAGGGCCGCACCCUGGACCGCCGCAUCGGAUUCGGAGCCAACUGGCAGCUCCCGCCCGCCGCGCUGCAGACGCUCGGCCCCGCCAGCAUCCUGCUCUUCGUCCCCGUCUACGACCGCGCCAUCGUGCCGGCGCUCCGCUGGGCCACCGGCAACCCCUCCGGCCUCACCAUGCUGCAGCGCGUCGGCGCCGGCAUGGCCACGUCCCUGGCCGCGGUGUCCGUCGCCGCGCUCGUGGAGGCGCGCCGCCUCGCCACGGCGCGGGAGCACGGCCUCGUGGACCAGCCGGGGGCCACCGUGCCCAUGACCUGGGCAUGGCUCGUGCCGCAGUACGCCAUGAUGGGGGUGGCCGACGUGCUCGCCGUCGUCGGACUGCAGGAGCUCUUCUACGACCAGAUGCCCGACGGACUACGCAGCCUGGGGCUGGCGCUCUACCUCAGCGUCAUGGGCAUCGGGGGAUUCAUCAGCAGCCUGCUCAUCUCCACCAUCGACGGCAUCACAUCCAGGGGCGGCGGGGACAGCUGGUUCGACGACAACCUCAACCGCGCGCACCUCGACUACUUCUACUGGCUGCUCGCGGGGCUCAGCGCCCUGGAGCUCGCGCUCUACCUAGGAUUCGCAAGAUCCUACGUCUACAACCACGAACACCGGUCCUUCAACACCUAGCUACUAUUAGCUGCUAGUGUCUGUCGUGUCGUGUCGUGUCCUGCAGCCCUGGAACCAUUCAUCGAUCAUCCAUCAACUACUACACCGUCUCUGUGUAUUACUACUGCUUACUAGUACUAUUCGAUGGUUCCAGGGCUGCAGGACAGCUCUGCACACGUACUCCCUCCGUCAAAAGUCAAAAAAACAAGUCAUCCUGUCACGUGGAGUUAGCAUGAUCUGGUUGGAAAAUGCUUGGAUAGAAUUACUAACAAA
Molecule: messenger RNA, 1918 nt
Organism: Panicum hallii
Lineage: Eukaryota; Viridiplantae; Streptophyta; Magnoliopsida; Poales; Poaceae
Product: protein NRT1/ PTR FAMILY 5.10-like
Exons: 3
Coding region: 77-1666 (529 amino acids)
Biological process (GO): transmembrane transport
Cellular component (GO): membrane
Molecular function (GO): transmembrane transporter activity
Source: RefSeq, a predicted model, not a curated record